UGGAAAUUGGAAUACAAAUGGAAUAGAAAAAGAGAAAGGCACGCUUGACUACUACAGUCUUCCUUUAAACCCUGCUAAAGCCUUCAAAAGAACCAUACUAAAGUGUUCACCUGAAUAUCCGCCACCCCACCGCCGCCCCCCACCGCCGUCCGCCGCCCGCCGCAUCGGUCUCCAUUAUUCAAUCACUCAAUCUGGAUUCAGGCGUAUACCAAUAUAAGGGGUAAUGGCUGCUUCUCAUUGUGAAAUUGGAGCAGCUGAGUUUCUGCAAGUAUGGACUGUCAUUUUGAACUCUCUUUCUUGCCAUUUUUUCUGAUUAAUGGUGUGUAAUGGCAAUAUUGAGUUUUUGAUGGUUUUGGUUCUUUUGGUGCUAAUACAGGGAUCCAGCAGGCAAAAAUUGUUAUUGCAGAGAACUCAUCCGAGGUGUAUCAAUGGGUUACUUUGGGGUACCAUUAGAGGAAAGCAUCCUCUGUCAAAACUUCCUGGUAGAGGUAGGUUAACAUCCCGUCUACCAGUCAAGGUUAAAGCUGCUGUAUCUGGAAAGGCUAGUAGCUCUGUAGAUGAGAAGCCAAUUGAGGCCCAGGUGACAUCUCAAGAAAAUCUAAUUCAUUUUUAUCGUGUGCCAUUUCUUCAAGAAAGUGCGACAGCAGAACUUCUUAAAGCAGUUCAGACAAAAAUCUCAAGUCAAAUAAUAGGCUUGAAGACUGAACAGUGUUACAAUAUUGGGUUGAAUUCCAAUCUUGCAAACGAGAAACUUUCAUGUCUUCAGUGGAUUUUAGGGGAGACUUACGAGCCUGAAAAUUUGAGCACUCAAAGUUUUCUUGACAAAGAAAUGAAGCAGAGUUCUAAUACAGUUAUAGUUGAAGUUGGACCCAGACUAUCUUUUACCACGGCAUGGUCAGCAAAUGCUGUGUCAGUUUUCAAAUCUUGUGGGUUGACAGAGAUAAAUAGGAUAGAGCGGUCACGGAGGUACUUGUUGUAUCUGGAGCCUGAUAGUGGUUCAUUGAUGGAUAGUCAAAUUAAUGAAUUUGCUGCUAUGGUGCAUGAUCGCAUGACAGAAUGUGUUUAUGUCGAUAAGCUUACUUCAUUCAAGACUAAUGUGGUUCCAGAGGAGGUCAGGUAUAUACCAGUCAUGGAAAAGGGAAGGGAGGCUUUGGAAGAAAUCAACAAGCAGAUGGGUUUGGCCUUUGAUGAACAAGAUUUGCAAUAUUACACCAAGCUUUUCAAGGAUGAUAUUAAGCGGAAUCCUACAAACGUUGAGUUGUUUGACAUAGCACAGUCCAACAGUGAACACAGCAGGCAUUGGUUUUUCACCGGGAAAAUGGUUAUUGAUGGUCAACCCAUGGAGAGAACUCUUAUGCAGAUUGUUAAGAGUACUUUGCAGGCAAAUCCCAACAAUUCUGUCAUUGGCUUCAAGGAUAACUCCAGCGCAAUCAAAGGUUUUCCGGUGAAGCAGUUGCGGCCAGUUCAACCAGGUUCUACAUGCCAAUUGAACAUUAGUGAUUGUGACCUUGAUAUCUUAUUUACUGCUGAGACUCACAACUUUCCGUGUGCCGUGGCACCAUAUCCGGGGGCUGAAACCGGUGCUGGAGGACGAAUAAGGGAUACACAUGCAACUGGUAGGGGUUCUUUUGUUGUUGCAGCUACUGCCGGAUACUGUGUCGGUAAUCUCAAUAUUGAAGGAUCAUAUGCUCCAUGGGAGGAUCCCUCGUUCACCUAUCCAUCAAACUUGGCAUCCCCAUUGCAAAUACUCAUCGAUGCUAGUAAUGGUGCUUCCGACUAUGGUAACAAGUUUGGAGAACCCUUGAUUCAGGGUUACACAAGGACUUUUGGUAUGAGGCUUCCAAGUGGGGAGCGACGUGAAUGGUUAAAACCAAUUAUGUUCAGUGGGGGAAUUGGACAAAUUGAUCACACCCACAUAUCAAAAGGUGAGCCUGAUAUCGGAAUGUUAGUUGUGAAGAUAGGAGGACCAGCUUAUCGCAUAGGAAUGGGAGGUGGUGCUGCAUCCAGCAUGGUCAGUGGUCAGAAUGAUGCUGAGCUCGAUUUUAAUGCUGUACAACGCGGGGACGCAGAGAUGGCGCAGAAAUUAUAUCGUGUUGUCCGCGCAUGCAUUGAAAUGGGAGAGGAGAAUCCGAUUAUAAGUAUUCAUGAUCAAGGAGCUGGUGGAAAUUGCAAUGUUGUCAAGGAAAUAAUAUAUCCAAAAGGUGCUCAAAUCGAUAUAAGGGCGAUUGCCGUUGGAGACAACACAAUGUCUGUCCUAGAAAUAUGGGGUGCAGAGUAUCAAGAGCAAGAUGCAAUAUUGGUGAAGCCUGAAAGCCGCAGCCUGUUGGAGGCAAUUUGUGCGAGGGAACGUGUUACUAUGGCUGUUAUUGGAACUAUUAGUGGUGACGGGCGCAUUGUCUUGGUUGACUCUUUGGCGAUUGAGAAAUCCAGUUCAAAUGGAUUGCCACCUCCACCACCAGCUGAGGAUCUCGAGCUUGAAAAGGUUCUUGGUGAUAUGCCACAGAAAACUUUUGAGUUCCAACGCUCAGUACCUGUGCUUGAGCCUCUUGAGAUAGCACCAGGGGUGACGGUUAUGGAUGCUUUGAAACGGGUCUUGAGACUUCCUUCUGUUUGUUCGAAGCGGUUCUUAACCACAAAAGUUGAUAGGUGCGUCACUGGUCUCGUGGCACAACAACAAACAGUGGGUCCUUUGCAAAUUCCUCUUGCUGAUGUUGCUGUUAUUGGUCAAAGCUACACUGAUUUUACGGGAGGUGCAUGCUCAAUUGGGGAGCAACCAAUCAAGGGGCUUUUGAAUCCAAAGGCAAUGGCACGGUUGGCUGUUGGAGAAGCACUUACAAAUCUUGUUUGGGCAAAAGUUACUUCUCUUUCUGAUGUCAAAGCGAGUGGAAAUUGGAUGUAUGCAGCUAAACUAGAUGGGGAAGGAGCUGCUAUGUAUGAUGCUGCGGUGGCGCUUGCAGAAGCAAUGAUUGAUCUUGGUAUUGCUAUCGAUGGAGGGAAGGAUAGUCUCUCUAUGGCAGCCCAGUCAUCAAGGGAAGUUGUUAAGGCUCCAGGAAAUCUUGUGAUUAGUACUUACGUAACUUCUCCUGAUAUAACUAAAACGGUUACUCCAGAUUUGAAACUUGGUGAUUCAGGCAUUUUGCUUCACAUUGACUUGGGAAAAGGUAAGCGGCGGCUAGGUGGAUCAGCUCUUGCUCAAGCAUUUGGUCAAGUGGGGGAUGAAUGCCCUGACCUUGAUGAUGUCCCUUACCUCAAAACGGUUUUCAAUGCGGUUCAGGAACUUCUUGAUGGAAAAUUGAUCUCGGCAGGUCAUGAUAUCAGUGAUGGAGGGUUGAUUGUCAGUGCGCUGGAAAUGGCGUUUGCUGGGAACUGUGGGAUAUCCUUGGAUUUGAUAUCAUAUGAGUGUGGUGCAAUUCAAACUCUGUUUGCAGAGGAACUUGGACUUUUAGUUGAGGUCAACAAGGAACAAUUGGAUAACGUAAUGAUGAAGCUUUCAAAUGUUGGCAUUUCCGCUGAAAAAAUUGGCAGCGUGACUGUGUCUCCUGUGGUGCAGUUGAAGAUUGAUGGGAUUCCAAUUCUGAAUGAGAGCACUUCCUUGCUCAGGGAUAUGUGGGAAGAGACCAGCUUUGAAAUUGAAAAGUUCCAAAGAUUGGCUGCUUGUGUUAAACUAGAGAAAGAGGGUCUGAAAAGUCGCCAUGAACCUAACUGGAAGCUGUCCUUCACCCCAACAUCCACGAAUGAGAGAUACAUGAAUGCCAUUGCCAAACCCAAGGUGGCAGUAAUAAGAGAGGAAGGAAGCAAUGGGGACAGAGAAAUGGCUGCUGCAUUUUAUGCUGCUGGCUUUGAAACAUGGGAUAUUACAAUGUCCGACCUCCUUAGGGGUAAUGUCUCUUUGCAAACUUUCAAAGGGCUUGUAUUUGUAGGUGGUUUUAGCUAUGCUGAUGUAUUGGAUUCAGCAAAAGGUUGGGCAGCAUCUAUACGUUUCAAUCGUCCUCUGCUAGAUCAGUUUCAAAAAUUUUAUGAGCGUCCUGACACUUUCAGUCUUGGGGUAUGUAAUGGCUGUCAGCUUAUGGCUUUGUUGGGGUGGGUUCCUGGCCCCAAGAUUGGGGGGGUUAUGGGUUCAGGUGGUGAUCCUUCACAGCCUAGGUUUAUUCAUAAUGAAUCUGGAAGGUUUGAAUGCCGCUUCACUAGUGUGAAAAUUGAGGAGUCACCUGCUAUUAUGUUUAAAGGAAUGGAAGGUAGCACACUGGGUGUUUGGGCUGCUCAUGGUGAGGGAAGAGCUUAUUUUCCCAAUGAUGAUGUGAGGAGCUCUGUACUCAACUUAAACUUGGCCCCAGUAAAGUAUUGUGAUGAUGAUGGGAAUCCAACAGAAGUUUACCCCUUCAAUCUGAAUGGUUCUCCCAUGGGUGUUGCAGCAAUUUGUUCUCCUGAUGGAAGGCAUCUGGCCAUGAUGCCUCAUCCUGAGCGCUGCUUUCUGAUGUGGCAAUACCCCUGGUAUCCUAAGCACUGGAACGUGGAUGAGAAAGGCCCCAGCCCAUGGUUGAAAAUGUUUCAGAAUGCAAGAGAGUGGUGUUCAUGAGAUGUACUUUUUGUGGAUGUUUUGAAAGGGUUGCAGUGAACCAGUUGUCUUAGUCUCAAAGGGCUAGCAUUCUUCUUCUCGCCCGGGGAAUACACAUCAACCUUUAGACUAGGGAAUAAAUCCUUUGAUGCCUUCCUGAACUUUUUUGUGAGACUUUGUAUGAAGUUGAUAAUAAGUGUGUUUCUUCACUCCUUGGCCUAGUUUGAUACUGAUUUGAGUUUAUCUGGAAUAUGAUAUGUAGCUUAUUGAAGGUAAUGAAGGCGCUGAAAUGUUCUGGAUUUUUUUUAAUUGUAAGCAUGAUUUUGUAACUAAGAAAAAAGACUUUGAUAGGAACAAGAUGAAGUUGGGCAAGAUUCUUUCUCCUGGUUUAAGAGAAGUUCUGUAAUAGUUGAAAAGUUAAGAGUAUCCCUUGAAGAAAAACAUUUUUUUUUUGAAGAAACAUAUAUAUAGAUAUAUGAGCAAUACUCAACGUACAUGGUUACAUAAACUGAAACUCUAAUUCAAGAGAAUUCGAC
Molecule: messenger RNA, 5091 nt
Organism: Oldenlandia corymbosa var. corymbosa
Lineage: Eukaryota; Viridiplantae; Streptophyta; Magnoliopsida; Gentianales; Rubiaceae
Source: the annotation of a GenBank genome assembly